CAGCUCUUGUCUGCAGAUGAGGUAAGGUCUGAGCUGUUUCACAGUGCGAAGUCCAGCUCAAGAAGUAAGUGAUCUGCAGUCUCUUUGAUUCCUGAGGUGCAAAUCUGAAAGAUUAAAGUAGCUGUGAAGAUUAUAGGUCUACUGGACACUCUGGCAGUUGCUAAUUCCUGCCUUGAGAAGCAGUAGGAUGUAUGGAAGAGAGUGAUGGAGAAGAGAAGGAGACGAUUGUGGGACAGGAUAAGAUGCUGGAUUAAAGCAGAGGUGUGUAAUAAAGAAGAAGAAGAAGAAGAAGGGGUGGAAGAGAAUGGUGAGGAUGCUGACAGCAAGGAAGAUGAUGUGAAUGAGGAAGAAAAUGAAGCAGGAGGAAAUCAAGAUGAAGAAGUGCAGGCAAAACCGGAGGUGAGGGAUGCAGAGGAAACUGAAGAUGACAAAGGAGAAAGUGGUUCAGAAACAGAAGGUUCUGAUUUCACAGUUUCUGAGGAUAAAUAUUUUAACAAACACAGAAAUGAAGAUAUCUCUGAAACUCAGACUACUCUGGAGUGGAAUGGAGAAUUCAACGGUGAAAUAUUGACAGAUGAAGAAGAAACUGUCACAGAAUCUUGGGUCACUAAAGAAGAUCGUGAAGAAGAAGAGGAAGCUUCUACAGAUGAUAAGGAAACAGAACCUUCAGUGGAUGAAGAUGGGGAUUUUAGUGAUGAAGAUGACAUAAAGACAUAUUUCAAAGAUGAUUACCCCAUACAUGUUUUUCUCACCUUGAAUGAAUUCAGGAGUUCAUCCGUUCUCACCGACCUUACUUUGAGGACAGAGGAUGGGAUGCGUUUCUGUGUGCACUCCCCAGUGCUGGCUGCUGUCAGUUCACUUACCUGUGAUAAUCUAAAAAGAAGCAAAGCAGGAAACAAAAGAGCUGAUGAAAGAAAAGACGAUGACACAUGUGUUAGAGUUCACCCGUGGUCAAUCUCUCUUGGUCCUGAGGUAGAGCAUGUUGGGUUAGAGGCGAUUGUGGAGUUUGCCUACACUGGACAAAUACCAUUCUUAAACAAGGAUAAUCUGGACAAGAUAAAGGCUGCUGCUCAAACACUGGGUGCACCAAGGGUUCUCGAUCUCUGCACUGAGGAAGAAGAGAAGUCCACAAAAACUGGAGGGGAUAAGAAAAGGGAAAGUAUUUGUACUGCACAACAAAUGACGAUCAGCCUUCAGUCCAUCCAACAGCUGUGGAUGGACAGAGUGGGAUGUGAUGUGACUCUGGAAGCUUGUGGUGGAUCGCUUCAUGUCCACAGAGUUAUCUUGGCUGUAAGCAGUGAUUACUUCCGUGGCAUGUUCACCUCAGGGAUGAAGGAGUCCCAUCAGCCUUUUGUGACCCUUCCCUUCCUUUUGGCAUCAGAAUUAGAAGUUCUAAUUGGCUGCUCUUACAGUGGCGCUCUACCUAUGAGCUGGCAGUGCAUCUUUGAGAUCACCAGCACUGCUCUCCAGCUUCAGUACCAACCUGCACUUUCCUUGUGCUACAAUUUCCUGUGUCAAGAAAUUAAUCCUCAAACUUGUCUGGAUGUGGUAUCUUUUGCUGAGGCCUAUGAAAUACCACAGCUUCUUGAAUUUGCUGAUGAUUUUGUCCUCCGGCAUUUCCAGAUGGUGGCAUGCACCUCAAAGUUUACGGACCUGUCAGCUAAAAAGCUCUUGAUGUACCUAAACAGUAACUCACUUUAUGUUCCAUCUGAACUUGUUAUAUUCAAAGCAGUGGCAGCUUGGAUCCAAGCAAAGCCCAGGAUAAGGCUCAGACUAGCUCAUGAACUUAUGAAAACUGUCCAGUUUCCCUUGAUGACAUUCAAGGAAUUCAAGGAAGUGCGAUCUCAGACCAUGUGGUGUAAUCCCAACAUGGCAGAGCUGUAUAAGGAAAUCUUUGAAGAUUUCUGCUCCAGUGAGAGUGCACAGCAUCAGUUCCGCAUCUAUAUGCCAAAAGAGAGUCUCGUUCUGAUUGGAGGUGACCAGAUUUCGGAAGACCUGAGCAGCCGCAGCAUCAGCAGAGAACUUUGGUUUGGGAAUUCCCUCAGGAAUCACAUAGGGGUAAAAAAGGCAUUGGAGUGGAGAAAGCUGGGAGAGAUGCCUGAGCCAGCAAGAUUCGGGCAUGAGGUGGCUGUCCUAAAAGGACGAUUGUAUGUGUUGGGAGGCAAGAAGUAUUAUGGCAUUGGUGACACCCUUAAUAAUGUUUACAGGUAUGACCCUUGUGAAAACAGCUGGGAGUUUCUGGCUGAAAUGCAAGAAAAAAGAUGCUCAUUUUCAGUGGUUGUACUUAAUGAAAAGAUAUAUGCCAUCGGCGGACACAGUGAGACCGAUCCUAUAGAUAGUGUUGAAAGAUACUGCCCAUCUACAAAUUCUUGGAGUUUCACCUCACCCUUGGAUCUGCCUCUGAGCGGUCAUGUAGCAAAAGUUACCCAAGGACAGAUCUUCAUAACAGGAGGGGAAAAUAAUGAUUACCUCUGUGUUGCAUCCCUCUUUCUGUACCAUCCAGAAACAGGAAGCACCUACCUGGCAAACAUGGCUUCACCUCGAGCUCAUCACUGUAUGGAGAUCUUGGGUGAAUAUCUUUACGUGGCAGGUGGAGUAACCACUGAUGAUACCAUGACUAUUGUUGAUCAGCUAUCUUGUGAAGUGUACAGUCCAGUGGCUAACUGCUGGACUGCCUUUGCAUCUCUGCCAGUGCCGCAUGUUGGAGCAGGAAGUGCCGUUUUGGAGGGAAGGUUUUAUGUGCUGGGUGGAUACAGUCAGGAGGACUACACCGACACUAAGGUGGUGCACCGCUAUGAUCCUGCCAGACAGAAAUGGGAGAACAUGGGAAAGAUGCCCAGGCCAAACAAUGAUAUCCGUGCAUGUCUGCUGUGUUUGCCAAUGCAUUUGCGACUAUAAGACAUGGUAAUAAAUCUCAUUAUUAUUUAUAAU
Maylandia zebra (zebra mbuna) is the source of this 2931-nucleotide messenger RNA. RefSeq names its product kelch-like protein 33. The record is from RefSeq and is a predicted model, not a curated record. Gene Ontology annotation, molecular function: protein binding. NCBI's taxonomy places the organism in Eukaryota, Metazoa, Chordata, Actinopteri, Cichliformes, Cichlidae.